Molecule: messenger RNA, 2994 nt
Organism: Laccaria bicolor S238N-H82
Lineage: Eukaryota; Fungi; Basidiomycota; Agaricomycetes; Agaricales; Hydnangiaceae
Exons: 3
Coding region: 1-2994 (997 amino acids)
Source: RefSeq, a predicted model, not a curated record
AUGGCCAGUCUACCCAAUCCACCACCUGAACACCAGCAGCAGCCUGUGACCAAACUCCCUGCAUCGUCCACGUUCUCUUUCAAGGCCCCCUUUCCCGCUUCUUCUUCCUCUUCCUCAUCUACACCCGCGUCUCCUUUGAAACACAGGCGGGUCUCGUUGGCAUUGCCGUCUUCACCGAGAGUGGUGCAAGCAUGGAGUUUUAGGGACGAUACGGGGAUUGACUCGAGUAGUGGUGGUGGCAGUAACCUCGCACUACCCGAGAAGAAGGGCAAGAUGCGUAAGAUUGCACCGACAGCUGAGGACGAGGAUCCAACGACCUUUCAGGAGAAGAAGCCGAGGAAGAAGUGGUCCGCUGAGGAGACGCAGAUGUUGGUCGAUGGUUGUAAUCGGCAUGGAGUUGGGAACUGGAAGACUAUUCUAAGCGACCCUACCCUCAAAUUUGAUAGCCGUUCCCCCGUCGAUCUCAAAGACCGAUUCCGCACCUACUUUCCAGACGCUUACAAACAACACUACCCCAACGCCCGCACCCACCUCUCCUCAAAAGUCCGUUCAACCCUCCCGGACGGCUCCCCCUUAUUCGAAAAAACACGCAGUAAACGGCGUAGGCCAUUCACUGAAGAGGAGGAUCGCGCACUUAAAGCCGGAUAUGAGAAGCAUGGGACUGUGUGGGCUACGAUCGUCAAGGACCCUGUGUUCCAGGACCAGAACAGGCGUUCGACGGAUUUGAGGGAUCGGUUCCGGAAUGCGUUUCCUGAGCUGUAUCAGUUGGCGGGGUAUAAGCCUCGUACGGCCGCGAAGAAGAAAAACGGUAGCACCCUUUUGGGGGAUUGCAUUGGGAUGGGACAAAAGGUGCCCAUGAGGGCUGCGACGGACGAUCAGUUGGUCAUGUCCACGACUGGACCUGUUCGGAGCCGGAGACGCGCACAUACGAGCCAGGGGUUGUUGAGAGGGGGAACGAAGAGUGUUCCGCAGAGUACGGCUGUUUCUGAGGAUGAAGAUAGUUCGGGCGGGGAGGACGAGAGUGAAGCAUCCCCUGCGUUCAAGCAGCCCCAGAUCCCUGUGUUCGUGGACAAUGUGUCGACUGUGUCUCUGAGGACGAAGAAGCAGCCUCCGUCGGUGGUGGACGUGUUCACGCUGGACGACGACGACGAGAUGGAGAUGGUCACGAUUGAUUCGUUGUCUGACCCGCUUACGAUCCCUGACUUUCUGCCUAAUCAAACGCAUUCGGAGAUGGAGACGCAGUCUCAGCAGCCGUGGUCCUCUGGCAUCAACACGCCAACGCACUCGCACAAUGCGUGGUCGACUACGGCUGGCUCGCCUACCUCCAGCCACAUCUCAGCCGACUUUCUCAUGAAUCAAAACCAAAACACCACCUCGUCCCAUUCAUCUCCUUUCCUCCACCAACGCUCCUCAGGUAAUGGUAACGGCAACAACCUCGGCAUGAUUGGAAAAUCAGCAUGGGGGAACGAUUGGUUUUCACCCAAUCCAAGACUGGACCCAUCUGCAUCUGCUUCAGACGUCCUAUCGCCCGCGUCCCCCUUUUCCUUCAGCCACCACCUCAACCAUGGGGUAUUGGACCGCUACGACUUAUUCCCCGCCUCAAUGCCUCAUGACUUUUCGUCGGAAGUGGGUGUGGGAGACUCGCAUUCUACGUUUUCGGACGAGAUGUUUCCGCCGAAUGGGUUCAGGGGGUUUACGCAUCAUUCGAAUUAUGCGGGGGAUCUUAUUUUUGGUGCGAGGACUCAUCACCACCAGCCUCAGUCGUCGAGUUAUUAUUCGGCUGGGUUUGGGUUUGGGCUUGGGUUUGGUGGUGGGUUGGGGUUGUCGGGGAUGGGGCAGACGGCGGGUAUACACCCAAUGCAACUUCAUACGCCUGCGUUGCCUGGGAUAGAUGAGAUUGAGCUGACGGGUAUAACGUUAGACGACCAUGCGGAUCCACUAGGUGUGCCUCUGCCACCUGACGCGAUGGACGAUGACGAGCUGGACGUUUCUGGCUUGUCGUCGUUGUCUUCUUCUCAUUCUGGACUAUCUUCGUCGCUUUCUUCUCAGUCCGUUCCACACACCCAACAACAAAAAGAGGAACCGCAAGAGCCGAUUGACAGACUUUGUUUGGACGAUAUCGUCGAUUUCUCACAAGAGCUGCAUUUAACGCCGCCUGCUACGCCGUUGAACCACCCUCGACCGAUGAGACGUUCCUCCGGGUCGGUGUUGCAGCACUAUUCGUCAACGGGUAAUGGGGGUGCCCCGCAUACUAGGUCUAUCUCUGUUCCUCCUUCCGAAGCUAGAGGUGCGAAUGGGAAUGGGAAUGGAAGAUGGAGGAUCUCCCCAAAUGGACAACCGGAAUCGUCUUUGGGAGGGGGGUCGGUCUCUAUGAGUGAGCUGUCCCCCUUUUUCAGCUCACCUACGCCGAGCAGUACGGGUAGUGCACGGAGUGGUGGUGGACUACGUGCGCCGUUGUUGCCGUUGCCGGAUUUCAGACCGCUUACGCCUACGAAUACGAAUACUCAACACUCGCAGAAUUCGCUUUUGUCUACGAACGCGAGUUCGUCCCCCCCUCCUUCCAUGUCAAUGCACGAUUCUUGGCGAACCAACAUGUUCGCAAACGGGAAUACUCUGGACAUGUACGACCUCCCCUUCCUCGACUUACACUACUACGGAGGCUCCAUGGGCAACAACAACGGGAACGGGAACACGUUUGGCUUUAGCGGUUUGACGGCAGCUGCUGGAAUGGAUGUUGCGGGUGAUAGUAGACAAGGACAGGCGCUUGAUUUGGCGCAGGCUGCUGUGUCCAAGUCUACGAAGCAACAACACGUUUCUGACCCUCCUCUGACGACGGCGACGACGACCAAGGAUUCAGUGCCGACGACGGCGCCGAAACAGCAGGGAAGGUCGAUGAGUCAUCAUAGGGGCCAGAGUGCGGUUUGUCCCCAGGAUUUGAUGCUCCGGAAUGAUAAUAAGCGGAAGAGGGCGAGUUGGGAUGGGGGUCAUGGGUAG